GUCUUUGGAGGCGAUAGGUAUCAACGAUCCCGCGGUACAAGCAACCAAGGUAGCGCGCGAUGAAGAAGUCCUCAGAUCCUUCGAAGAGAACAUCAAGAUCAACGAAGAAGGCCGUUACGAGUUGCACCUGAGGAUCGGGAUUAUCUUCGUUUCCUGUGGUGGUCGAAGAUUGAUGAAGAAGAUAGAACGAUGAUCACAUAUCGUCAUAGGCGAGUCGUCUUUGGCGUGACAUCGAGUCCAUUUCAUCUCGUAGCCACCAUUAAUCAUCACUUGGAUAAUUGUUCAGAACCACUAAAGGCAACAGCGGCAAAAUUGAAGAAAUCUUUUUAUGUAGACAACUGCGUCACAAGUGUGGAAUCAGAAGAAGAGCUCAACAAAUUCAUAAGCGAAUCAAAAAAGGUAAUGCUAGACGGUAAAUUUGACCUUAGAGGUUGGAUCUCUAGUCCCAUUUUGGUAGAUAAGAACGUCGAAAACACGUCAAUACUAGGUGUAAUCUGGAACGUGAAAAAUGAUACCCUACAAUGUAACGUCAACUUUAAUAAUGUUGAACAAAAAUUGACCAAACGAACGUUACUUUCAGUAGCGCAAAGGGUUUUCGAUCCUAUCGGUUUUACCUGCCCCACGACCAUAAUCCCUAAGAAGAUCUUGCAGGCAACGUGGUGUAAGAAAUUGACCUGGGAUCAAGAACUACCUGAAGAUUUGGCCAAAGAAUUUAGAAAAUGGAUAGAACAAGCUUACGCCAUCAACGACUGUGUUAUUCCCAGACGACUUACAAGCGUGUCCAUACAGGAGUGCGAAAACUCUUUGCACGUAUUUUCUGACGCAAGUAAGGAUGCUUACUCAGCUUGUAUAUUUUUGCGGUCAAAACAGGGUGAUGACAUUAAUUUAAGCCUUGUCCUAGCACGCUCAAGAGUGACACCAGUCAAUAAAAUUACGAUUCCGAGGCAGGAGCUGAUUGCUGCAACAUUGGCGUGUAGACUAUCCGUGACAGCUAUUGAAUCUCUGGCCCUACCCAACUGUGCGGUGUACUACUGGUCAGAUUCAAGUGUCGUUAUAACGUGGAUAAUGUGUGAAGGACCUUGGAGCGUCUUUGUUUCCAACCGAGUGAAGGAGAUAAGAAACUUGAGCCCCACUUCCGCUUGGAGACACGUCCCUGGCCAUCUAAACCCUGCUGAUCUACCUUCAAGAGGCAUCAACCCCAAGGGACUCCUAGAAAGUCGAUGGUGGGAGGGCCCAGAGUGGUUACGAUUGGAUGAGGGACAUUGGCCGGUUGCAAAUUUCGCACUCAACUCGUCAGAAGCUGAUCUCGAACGUAAGAAGACUGUUACUGUCGCCAUGCACGUCGAAGAAGAAUCUUUCCUAGACAGGUUCACCUACUUCUCAAGCUACAUCAAGCUAGUAAGAAUGAUUUGCUGGAUGUUACGAUUCAAGAAAAAAUCGACAUCGAAGGAGCUAACUUACGAAGAGUUCGAAUACGCUGAGAAUAUAUUAAUAAGGUUAGUACAAAAAAGGUGCAUAAACUCUUUAGUAAAUGAUCGCAACAUACAAACCUUUGUAGAUGAAAAUGACAUUUUACGUCUAAACACAAAACUGUCACUCGGUAAUGAAAAUUAUAAUUUCAAGUUCCCCGUGAUUCUUCCCGGAUCUGACCCGAUAGUUCGGCGUCUUGUUGAGUGCAGACACAUCGAGCUUAAGCACGCUGGCGCACAAACGCUACUCAAUAAUCUACGCCAGAAAUUUUGGAUUAUCGGCGUCAGAAAUUUAGUUCGUAAUAUUAUACAUCGCUGUAUAAGGUGCAAACGAUUUAAAGCAAAACGAUGCCAAGCGCCCACCGGUGUUUUACCGAACGAACGAAUGGAGGCGAGCACGGCUUUUCAACAUUCAGGUGCCGAUCUAGCUGGACCUUUGACUUUACGCUCUGGUGCUAAAGCGUGGAUCGUUCUAUUUACCUGUGCUACUUACCGUGCAGUGCACCUAGAAGUUGUGGAGUCGCUGUCAACAGGGACGAGUACAUAAGUUCACUCAUACAAAAGCGUGAGCGGAAUGGACCUGUACAACUUCAGCCUGGAGACGUCGUCUUGGUGGAGACUGAAGACAAGCGUGUGUCAUGGCCACUGGCCAUAAUUGAAGAGGUUUACCCUGGUGCCGAUGGCGUUAGUAGAGUGGUUCAUGUUAGAACUGCAGCCGGAACAAAGGUAAGACCUGUUCAACGCAUUUUUCCACUGGAGUUAAACUCGGAUGACAGACUUGACUCGUCUUUUAGGCUAGUUGAUACUGACUCUACUGAACAAAUACAAACUGAGACAAAUGAGAGCAAUGAGCGUAAUGUGACCAAUGAGGUACGAUCAACACGAGCCAGAAGGUUGCCACAACACCUGUUUGAUUAUAUCUUGGACUAAUAAGAGUAGCUUAACCUUCCGGUUCUUCCCGCUCGGGAGUGUGACGUAUCCUGCUCUUGUAAAGAGGUUUUAUACUGUGUUUUAUAUUCAUAAUUUUAUAUUUGGAUUUAGAACCCUGUCGCUUUACAAGAAUUGGAAUUAUACGUUACCAUAGCAGUCUAACAAACAGCCUCGUCUUAACAAGA
Messenger RNA from Cydia fagiglandana, 2584 nucleotides. RefSeq lists its product as uncharacterized. Bases 190 to 2016 code for a protein of 608 amino acids. NCBI's taxonomy places the organism in Eukaryota, Metazoa, Arthropoda, Insecta, Lepidoptera, Tortricidae. The transcript has 3 exons. The record is from RefSeq and is a predicted model, not a curated record. Gene Ontology annotation, molecular function: nucleic acid binding.